AGCAGCCGCCCGCGAGCCGCCGCGGAGCCUCCUCGCCCGCUCCCGCCGGCGAGCAAGAUGAUGUGCGAGGUGAUGCCGACCAUCAGUGAAGCCGAAGGCCCCCCGGGAGGAAGUGGGAGUCAUGGGUCCGGCUCUCCAUCGCAGCCAGACGCAGAUUCACACUUCGAACAGCUGAUGGUGUCCAUGCUGGAAGAGCGGGACCGUCUUCUGGACACGCUGAGAGAGACUCAGGAAACGCUGGCCUUGACCCAGGGGAAGUUACACGAGGUUGGUCACGAGCGAGACUCCUUGCAGAGGCAGCUCAGCACGGCGCUCCCACAGGAGUUCGCAGCACUUACCAAGGAGCUCAACGUCUGCAGGGAGCAGCUCCUGGAGAGAGAGGAAGAGAUCGCAGAGCUGAAGGCGGAAAGGAACAACACCAGGCUGCUGCUGGAGCACUUGGAGUGCCUCGUGUCCAGGCACGAGCGGUCCCUGCGCAUGACGGUGGUGAAGCGGCAGGCGCAGUCCCCGGCGGGCGUGUCCAGCGAGGUGGAGGUGCUCAAAGCGCUCAAGUCCUUGUUCGAGCACCACAAAGCCCUGGACGAAAAGGUGAGGGAGCGGCUACGAGUAGCACUUGAAAGGUGUAGUUUGUUAGAAGAAGAACUAGGGGCCACACACAAAGAGCUAAUGAUUCUUAAAGAACAGAAUAAUCAGAAAAAAACGUUAACCGAUGGAGUGCUUGACAUGAACCACGAGCAAGAAAAUACUCCGAGCACAAACGGACAGAGAUCUUCCGACGGUUCUUUAAGCCACGAGGAAGACCUUGCCAAAGUCAUCGAGCUCCAGGAAAUCAUAGACAAGCAGUCAGAGGAGCAGAGCCAGAUGAAGGAGCGCCUGGCCGCACUCUCCAGUCACGUGGCAGAGCUGGAGGAGGACCUGGACACCGCCAGGAAGGACCUCAUCAAGUCUGAGGAGGUGAACACGAAGCUGCAGCGCGAUGUCCGUGAAGCCAUGGCCCAGAAGGAGGACAUGGAGGAGAGGAUCACUACUCUUGAAAAACGCUACCUCGCGGCACAGCGCGAAGCCACCUCUGUGCACGACCUCAACGAUAAACUUGAAAACGAGAUCGCAAAUAAAGACUCUAUGCACCGGCAGACCGAGGACAGGAACCGGCAGCUGCAGGAGCGCCUGGAGCUCGCCGAGCAGAAGCUACAGCAGACGCUGCGGAAGGCCGAGACUCUCCCCGAGGUGGAGGCCGAGCUGGCGCAGAGGGUGGCCGCGCUCUCCAAGGCCGAGGAGAGGCACGGCAACAUCGAGGAGAGGCUCCGGCAGAUGGAGGCACAGUUGGAAGAGAAGAACCAGGAGCUGCAGCGGGCGAGACAGAGAGAAAAAAUGAACGAGGAGCAUAACAAGCGCCUGUCAGACACCGUGGACAGGCUUCUUUCGGAAUCCAACGAGAGGCUUCAGCUCCAUCUUAAGGAGAGAAUGGCUGCUCUGGAGGACAAGAAUUCUCUGUUGCGAGAAGUUGAAACUGCGAAGAAGCAGUUAGAAGAGGCACAACACGAUAAGGACCAGCUUGUCCUAAACGUGGAGGCGCUGAGAGCGGAGUUAGACCAGACACGGCUGAGAGGCGCGUCCCUUCAUCACGGCCGACCGCACUUGGGCAGUGUCCCUGAUUUCCGGUUCCCUGUGGCAGACGGCCCCACGGACUCCUACAGCAGCGGCGCCGUGUUGCGGCGCCCCCAGAAGGGCCGUCUGGCUGCUCUGCGAGAUGAGCCUUCCAAGGUACAGACUCUGAAUGAGCAGGACUGGGAACGUGCCCAGCAAGCCAGCGUGCUAGCAAACGUGGCCCAGGCAUUCGAGAGUGACGUUGAUGUGUCUGAUGGCGAAGACGACAGGGACACUCUCUUCAGUUCGGCCGCUCUGCUGUCGCCCAGUGGGCAGGCCGACGCCCAGACGUUGGCCAUGAUGCUUCAGGAGCAGCUGGACGCCAUCAACAAAGAGAUCAGGCUGAUCCAAGAAGAGAAGGAGAGUGCGGAGCAGCGCGCCGAGGAGAUUGAGAGCCGCGUGGGCAGUGGCACUUUAGACAGCCCGGGCCGGUUCCGCUCUGGGGGCACCGCCCCCCCACACCCCACGUCCACGCUCACAGGCCCGUCCCCUCCGCACAGCGGGCGCUCCACUCCACGAAGGGGUCCACACAGCCCCGCCAGGGAGGUGGACAGACUGGGGGUCAUGACACUGUUGCCGGCUUCCCGGGAAGAGGUACGAGAUGACAAGGCAACGAUAAAAUGUGAAACAUCCCCCCCCUCCUCCCCGAGAUCCCUCCGCUUAGACAGGCUGCACAAAGGAGCACUGCACACGGCCAGCCACGAGGACAUCAGGGACGUUAGAAACUCCACGGGCUCGCAGGACGGGCCCGUGAGCAACCCCAGCAGCAGCAGCAGCAGCCAGGACUCGCUGCACAAGGCCCCCAGGAAGAAGGGCAUCAAGUCCUCCAUCGGCCGGCUGUUUGGCAAGAAGGAGAAGGGCCGUCCCGGCCACGCCGGCAAGGAGCCCACGGGACCAGCUGCUGCUUCGGAGAUGGAAAACUCCUCUCAGGACGCCCUGGGACUCAGCAAACUGGGAGGACAGGCUGAAAAAAAUCGUAAACUUCAAAAAAAGCACGAAUUGCUCGAGGAAGCCCGGAGACAGGGUUUGCCUUUCGCACAGUGGGAUGGACCGACCGUCGUGGUUUGGCUGGAGCUGUGGGUCGGGAUGCCGGCCUGGUACGUGGCCGCCUGCCGAGCCAACGUGAAGAGCGGCGCCAUCAUGUCCGCGCUGUCGGACACGGAGAUCCAGCGGGAGAUCGGCAUCAGCAACCCGCUGCACCGGCUCAAGCUGCGGCUGGCCAUCCAGGAGAUCAUGUCCCUGACCAGUCCGUCAGCCCCUCCCACCUCGAGAACGACCCUGGCCUAUGGGGACAUGAACCACGAGUGGAUCGGCAACGAGUGGUUGCCCAGCCUGGGCCUGGCGCAGUACCGCAGCUACUUCAUGGAGUGCCUGGUGGACGCGCGCAUGCUGGACCACCUGACCAAGAAGGACCUGCGGGGGCAGCUGAAGAUGGUGGACAGCCUCCACAGAAACAGUUUUCAGUGUGGAAUCAUGUGCCUGCGGAGAUUAAAUUAUGACCGGAAAGAACUGGAGAAGAAAAGAGAAGAAAGCCAGAGUGAAAUAAAAGAUGUGCUGGUUUGGAGCAACGACCGAGUGAUUCGCUGGAUCCUGUCAAUCGGCCUUAAAGAAUACGCCAACAACCUCAUCGAGAGCGGCGUCCACGGCGCGCUGAUGGCCUUGGACGAGACCUUUGAUGCCAACGCCCUGGCGCUCCUGCUGCAGAUCCCCACACAGAACACGCAGGCUCGCGCUGUCUUGGAGAGAGAGUUUAACAACCUUCUGGUCAUGGGGACUGACAGAAGGUUUGAUGAAGAUGACGAUAAAAGCUUUAGGAGGGCACCUUCCUGGAGGAAAAAGUUUAGACCAAAGGACGUUCGUGGCUUAGCUGCUGGGUCAGCAGAGACUCUCCCCGCAAACUUCCGGGUCACUUCUCUGUCCUCGCCCUCUGUGCAGCCAAAGAAGAUGCAGCUGGACGGUACGUGGCGCCCCACGCUCCCCCGGCCGCAGCCGGCAGCACGAGCCGCUUUCUGGCGGGGGCACUAACAGCGGUCCGAGCUGGGAGUUUGGGGACGUGUGGCUGCGGUUGCGUGCAAGCUCAGGGAAGGCUUUCUGGAAGGUGCUUUCCCCGGGGCUGUAUGUGGGCCGCGAGAGCAGAACUCGCAGGCUUCUGCACAGGCAGAGCGUACACGUGCUCUAAAAUUGACCCUCACGGCUGUGUAGAAAGUUCAUACACAGACGCAUUUUCCGAUCACACCUGGUCGAACAGUAGCACGUUCUCCCGACUGAGGAAGCUGAGCGGCGCGUGUGUCCUCAGAGCGUGGGACCAACGUCCUCGCGUGCAGAGACUUGUCCGUGCGGCCUGGGGGCUCUGCCCUGAGCGGCAGGAGCUUUCCCACCGCGUCCUUCACCCCUGGGACUUGUCUCUGCGGGGAGGAGUGACUAGUCCGUUGUCAUCAGCGCAGUCUCUGCCUCCGUCCCUGCUCGCACUUGCCAGGGUCGUGACAUGUUGUAAGAGGAGGCGGCACAGGGAGCAGGGGACCCCGGGAGGUCCUCACAGAGCACGGCCGGUCCUGUCGGUACUCUGGCUGGACGGUCGUCGUGUCACCUGGUGAUGGUCCCCGGACGGUCCCUCUGCUAGUGAGGACGUGGCUGUGGCCUGCGGAGGGACGGCUCCGCUCUGACCCUGUCCCACUAAGUGACAGGAGGGAGGCCCAGACUCCCCGGCCUGGGCUAGAAUCGGGCUCUGCCCCGUGUGAGGCACAUACCUUGAGCCCUGUGCCUCAGCGUCCCCAUCUGCAGAGUGGUUGUUGCUGGCGUCUUCCUCACUGAUGGCUUGUGGCAGCGAGUCCUUCACGGGAAGCGGUUGGCGAGUGUCUGGCGUGCCCCGACCCGUCGGCCCGUGUGAUGCUUGGUGGACGGGCUGGGCAAUGCAGGGAAGGGCGCGGGUGUAGACGCACAGCGCGGUAUUCCGGUUCCCCUACCCCUCGCUCUGCCUGUGCCGAGGGCUGCGAGUUCUGCUCUCACUGCCCACGUACAGCCCCGAGGAAAGCACUUUCCAGAAAGCCUUCGCUGAGCUUUGAGUGAGGGAGGCUUGCCGGGCGGUGUUUUCAUUUAAAACACCGCAUCUCUUCACCAGACUUCAGCGGCAUGCUUAACGAGGGAAAAACCCAGCCUUUUGAAAAAAAUAGCAUUUUUCUUCGAGAAGCCUGUAGAUGAUUUCUCUAGGUUGUAGUGGUCACUUAGCCUUCGGCCUCUGGGGCAGGCAGCUGCUCUUCUGCUUUCCUCGCAGCUUCGCUUCCCGAAUCGCAUCCGGCUUGUUAGAAACGUUAGCGACGUUUGGAUCGCAGCUCGGGUGAACGAACCAUGAGCCUGGAGAAAGGCGCAGGGAGCGCAGCCCUGGGAGGGGACCCUUGCCCACGUAGCCACGGAGGCGUAACUCGGGUCCCGUGGGCGUCCUGGCUUCUGAAAUGUGGGGUGCUGGGGGCCCGGCGCCCCAGCUCCUUGCAUGUGCUUCCCGGCCCCAGGGCAGACGUCAGUAACAGGGCUCCUGGGCCACCUGUGGGAGACGGGGCUGGGGCUGGGGACUGCCCGCGGCCCGCAGCCCAGCCACGCAGGGGCUCUUGAUAGCACAGAGCACCUGAGGCGCGCCCGCGGCUCCCGCAGGAAGGGGCGCUGGGCUUGGGUUUCCUGAGCGCGGUCCCGCACCUGCUGCUGGGAGGGCAAGGCCGUCCUUCUUGGCCAGACGGCCAGAGCGGGCCUCGGGACGGGCCCUGGGACCCUGCAGCGGCCUGGGGACGCUCAGCUUGCUGCCGGGCUGUUCGCCUCCCACUCUCCCUUGACAGAUGGGUACUUAGGGCUGAAAGAACAGUCCAGAAAAGUCUAUAAAUCUGGAGGCUUUAAGGAGAGAUGAAGUCACCGUGUUCAUGAUUGUCACUAAUGCAGAGGAGUGUGGCAGAAUUGCUCUCCUGUCACCUGCUGCCCCAGGGCCCCCUGGGCUGCUCAGGGGGUGCGGGGACAAGGCCACUUGGUGACUCAGUUCCCCUCCUCCGGCUCCUCCAGUCCUGCUCGGAGGUCCCCUGGGAGCCCCACCAUAGGCGCUGCUAUGGCCGUGAAUGUGUGUGUGCGUGCAUGUGUGUGCGCGCCGCUCUGAGACUAACAGCAUGCUGUGUUUGCACGCCUCCCCUCGUGGCCGUCGGAGCAGGCGGCGUGUCAGGACCGCAGAGGCUGGACUCCGCCACGGUCAGGACUUACUCCUGCUGACGCCUC
This is a messenger RNA of Enhydra lutris kenyoni (northern sea otter), 5895 nucleotides long. It is a transcript of the gene PPFIA1, whose product is annotated as PTPRF interacting protein alpha 1. The transcript has 26 exons. The coding region runs from base 58 to 3672 and encodes 1204 amino acids. Gene Ontology annotation, cellular component: presynaptic active zone. The record is from RefSeq and is a predicted model, not a curated record. Gene Ontology annotation, molecular function: protein binding. Lineage: Eukaryota; Metazoa; Chordata; Mammalia; Carnivora; Mustelidae. Gene Ontology annotation, biological process: synapse organization.